UCGGGCUGGUGUAGCAGAGCGGGGGCGCCUGUGCUCUCCUGCGGCUCUCUUGAGAGAUCAACCCACGGGUCUCCUUUUGCAGCUGACCUGGCGGCUUCUUUGCUCCGCCUAAUAAGGCCCCUUAUGCCUGCAAGUAUUGCAAUCUGAACCAGCCCAGCCGGGGACUCUGAGUGACCAGAGCCCCGCAGACCUCCCCCGUCUCAGCCCCAAGCGCCUCUUCCCGCAUAGCUGAGACUCACAGCAGGGCGACCUGGGAAAGGCUGGCGCUCGGAAGGGAGAAGGGGGCGGAGCGCCUGGGCACCCUGCUCAUGAAUAAUGCCGCUCCCCAACUUUUCGCCCCGCCUCUUUCUCAGGGUUGAGAUUUUUUCGCAAAGUUUGUUUGGGACGGCCCGGGAGUGGAAGCAGGCGCAGCGGCAGGCGCAGGCAGCCUGGAUUGCGAGGAUGUGAGGGCAGAAUCACCCGCGGCCUUCACGCUCCCCUUUGCAACGCGCUGCCAGCGCAGAAGAAGCAACGUCCUGACCUGCCCGCCUCUGCAGCUGGGGGAGGAGGCGCAGAGCGAGCGACAGAACGUUCCCCGGGUCCCCACGUUCGGACUCGGAGCGUCCCGGGCCCCUCGCUCCCUCCCCCUCCUCGCGUGCCUUGCUCCCCGCUGGAAUCCGGACAGCCGCCAGCUCUCUCCCGCUGACAGCCGCCAGGACUCUCCCGUCGCCCUUUAAGGGAGCCCCCCCUCCUCCCAGGGAACUGCAGCAAGUAGCCAAAGUUUCAGGGAAAGUUGCGUAACUUUGCGUGGGGGCCGACGCGGAUGCACUCGAUCGUGCGAGAUACUGAUUUGUCCCUGCUUGUUUUGUUGCGGAGUGUCCGGGCGUUUGGGGGAGGGGGUGAAGUGACGUUUUAUGGGGGGGCUGGUUUGAAGUGACUUUCUCUGCGGCUGAUCGCCCAGGCCCUUGUGGGAGACACUUGGGGGGGACUCCCUGCACCCCUCAUUCUUUGACCGCCCAUCCCCUGGGGAGAGCUGUGGGGGUGCUGCUUGGAUCCCCUCCUUCGCUGUUGACUACCUGCCCCUGGUCGGGACACAGACGCGUUUUGAGGGGAGACCCGAUCGCUGUUCAUUCGUUGGCGAGUUGGUUGCAUUGUUGAGCUAGUGCUGCGGGGCAGAAGAUGAACCCUACACCGGUCCCUCCGCCUCCGCCGCCGGGGCAGCAAGUGAUCCAUGUCACCCAGGACCUGGACACGGAGCUCGAGGCGCUCUUCAACUCGGUCAUGAACCCCAAGCCCAGCUCCUGGCGGAAGAAGAUCCUGCCCGAGUCCUUCUUCAAGGAGCCCGAUUCGGGCUCGCACUCCCGCCAGUCCAGCACUGACUCGGGUAGCCACCCGCCCCGGCUGAGCGCCGCGAAUGCCCAGCAUGUCCGCUCGCACUCCUCGCCAGCCUCCCUGCUAGGCGCCGGGGCCGGGGCCACCCCCAGCCCGGCUCAGCAGCACGCUCACCUCCGCCAGCAGUCCUACGACGUGACCGACGAGCUGCCGCUGCCGCCCGGCUGGGAGAUGGCCCUCACCCACACGGGCCAGAGAUACUUCCUCAAUCAUAUUGAAAAAAUUACAACAUGGCAAGACCCUCGAAAGACCAUGAACCAGACACUGAAUCAUAUGAACCAUCAUCCUGCAGCAACUUCCACACCAGUGCCACAGAGAUCAAUGGCAAUGUCCCAGCCAAAUCUGGUAAUGAAUCAUCAACACCAGCAACAGAUGACACCAAGUACAACCAUGUCCCAGCAGAGCCAUCCUACCCAGAAUCCUCAAGGGGGGUUGUUGAACAUGCCCAAUGCCCUGACAACCCAGCAGCAGCAGCAACAGAAGCUGAGGCUUCAAAGGAUCCAAAUGGAAAGGGAGAGAAUUAGGAUGCGCCAGGAAGAGCUCCUGCGACAGGAAGCUGCACUAUGCAGACAGCUUCCCAUGGAAUCAGAGAAUAUGGCCCCAGUUCAGACUGCUGUGAACACACCUGCCAUGACACAAGACAUGAGGACAAUUACAAAUAAUGGAUCAGAUCCUUUUCUGAACAGUGGGCCAUACCAUUCCAGGGAACAAAGCACAGACAGUGGCCUAGGCUUAGGAUGCUACAGUAUACCAACCACCCCUGAAGAUUUCCUCAGCAAUGUAGAUGAGAUGGAUACAGGAGAAACUGUGGCACAGACUCCCAUGAAUGUAAGUUCGCAACAGACACGUUUCCCUGAUUUCCUCGACUGUCUUCCAGGAACAAAUGUAGAUCUCGGGACAUUAGAGUCAGAAGACCUGAUCCCCAUCCUCAAUGAUGUGGAGUCCGUACUCAAUAAGAGUGAGCCAUUCCUCACUUGGCUGUAAUCAGUAAUCAUUCAGUGUUGAUUCAGCCUGUAAUACAAGCCAACAUGUCCUUUCCCUCUUAAAAUAGAGGCAGAGCAUCUGAAAAUCUUCAGAUAUACACUUGCUGCCCUAAUGACUUGUGAUAUCACCUUUAUGGUCAAUUUAAUCUGUGCCUGACUUUGAUUGACAGUAAUUUAAAUAUAAAAUAUGUAUUUUUUUGUUUUUUCCAAGAACUGCUUCUACCCAUCUGUAGCCUGUGUUUCCUUUACAGAUCAUACAGGAGUAUUUCUUUUUGGGGGGACAGAGGUUACCAGGGUAGCAGAGCAUGGGGUAGAACAAACUCUUCAUGAACCAAACAAGUUGACCACACGUAGGUCGCUUGGUUCAAAAAAAAUCUGCGCAGAAUCAGAUCACAAAGUGCAGCUUCAUAUUUAUGACAGUAGUACCAAAUGCAUUUUUAUCUAUUUAACUUGAGCUUUGAGCUUUAAAAUCAUUGUAUUAUUAGUAAGAUUGUGCAGUAUGGAAUACAGAAUAAUUCUGAUUUCAUAGCCAUAAUGCUAAUCCUUAUUAUAGAUUUGCAAAGGCACAAACUGUACUAUUGCUGUUUAUUUUUCAGUAUAUUACUGUAUAGCUUCCAGAUAAAUACUUCCAAUUUGAAAGUAGCAGAAUUGUGUAGUAACAGUUUUACACUACAAUAAUGUUGUAAACUAGACCAGAUUGGUACUAACUACCACCUUAAAAAGUCAUUAUAAACAUGUCAUUUUUAAAAAAUGCAUCUUAGAUUUUGAUGUUUAUUAAGCACUACAAUUUUAUAACUAAAUACAUAGACAAUUUUUUGUUAAUUUGUGACAACUCUAUCUUUGACAACCACAAAAAUACACUUAAAAAUCAGGACAGGACAGAGUGUCACAACUUGACAAUACCACAUUCAGUUAAAAAAAAAAAGCCUUGUUCUUCCUGUUUUCAGUACUGUUUUAACUGACAGUAUCCAUGAAACUGUACAGGUAACUGAAUACUUGGAAAGAGAUGGUCACCUAAUCAGAUCAAUGAUAACCAGUCAGAUGCCUGUAUGUCUGGUAAAGUUGCUAAAAUCCUAAUCCUUGUUUCUUGCUAGAGUUGGUAUACAAGACACAUGACAUAAUAUCCUGUAUACUCAUAGCUACUGUAUAUCCUGUAAAAGUUUCUUUUUUGAAUUUUUGUGGCUGAGAAAGCAUCAAGGACAGAAAGCAUGCAAAGUUUCCCUGAAAUGCAAAUGAAGUCCUGAAAUUCUUAAUAUUUUGAACUAUUAUUAUUUAUAAUCUAUGAAUUUAAUCUUUUUAUAUUGGAAAAAUGUAUCUUUUUAUGAAAGGCAUUAAUACAGUUCUCUGAGCUUGAUCCCAGUUUAUUGGGGAAAGCAAGAGAUGUAGCACUCAGUGUAAAUGUCUGUCUGUCAGGUCUAAUCCAUAAGAUCCUAUCUGUACACCAAAAUAUUGGUCACUAAAGAAUUUUUUCUAUCUUGUUGGGAAAGAGGCAGGUGAAAGGGUCAGAGAUCAAGUGGCAAGAAUAUGGACUAGAUUAGAAAGGUGAAUGAUUACGUAACAGAAAACAGUACUAGUACCGGAGAGGGAAGGAUGGCUUCAGAUAGGAACAUACAUGUAAGAAGAACCAAUGGUGUUCACUUAAACCGGGGUGGGGAAUCCAAGGCCUGGGGACUGGAUGUGGUCCCCAGCUUGCCUGAAUCUAGCCCCAAAGGAUCACGGCCACCCCCCAACAAUGGGGAGCUUGCACUGGUGCUCCAGUCCCCCCACCAUCUACCCGUGGGCCUAGAGCACACAAUCUACUAGUCUGGGCCCCCCAAGGCUCUGGUAUGUAGAGGGAAUGUGCAGAAUGUCUUUCUCCUCAUUUGGGGGUCACCUCAGUGAGGGUUUUUUUUUUUUUUUGUUUGGUUUGUUUUGUGUGCGGCCCUCGACUGAUUUUUUUGGGAGUCAUUGCCCCCAACCCCAAAAAAGUUUCCCCACCCCUGACUUAAACAAUACCACACCAUGAACGCAGUGGAAGACACUAACCUUUGCACAUUCUCACACCAGCACGGAAGCUGCCUUGUCUUUUAAGCAAGAGAGGGGAGAGACUUACCCAAUGAAGUUCUAUUACACAGAGAAGACUAGUGUUUUUAUGUAUAUUUUCAUAUAAUACAGAAUGAGAAGGCAGUAUUGUGUGUGCACAAAAUGUUGCUGAAUGGGCAUUGUUUUACAUUUUUUUCCCUCCACUUAUACUAGAACUAAGCGUUAAGAUAGGAGAAUUAUCUUUCUAAACAAACAAGGGACUGUGCAGGGCUGAACGAUGUUACUCUAUGGUAAUCAAUUUUUUUUAUGUAUUUUAUGUAAUCAGUAUAAAUGGAAAUCUGAAGUCCCAAUGGUUUUUGUUCUUUUAGUUACAAAAAAUGGCAUUAUGUAGUCAGAGAAUUUGGGAUUUAUUGUAUCUGCUUUGGACAGUAAAACUUUUAAGGCCAAAUCUUCAACUGCUGUGUGUUCAGCCUAGCUUCACUGAAGCCAUGGGCUUGAUAGUGCAAUUUCACUGGGUGAUCCAAACCCUAGCAUGAUUCAGUCAAUAUUAUAAAUUAAAGUUCAUAAAAAUGAAUGUAAGCAUUUACUAGUAAGCUAAUAUUUUUUUUUGUCAUAAAAGAACAAAAGAUCCACAGAGCAGAAUUUUAAAGCUGGUGCCUACCUCUCCUAAUGUAUACUGGCGUCAGUCAGGAGAGGUGCAUGAAGAGAAUAGAGCCCAAAAACCUUCAAUUAGUAAAUUUUGUAAUUUUUUACAUAUUCCUGUGAUAAUAAUACAGCAGCAGAAUUGAAUGGAAAGGUGCUAGGUAACACAUUAUUGCUACUCUAAAACAAUUGCCGAUAAGUUAGGUCAAGUUUUUUUUCAUUCUGAACCAAAUGAUGGUGAAGAUUAAAGUAACUUUUUACACCAUAAUAUGAUUUGGUUUUUUUGCUACAAAGCGGAUUCACUGGAUCAUAUGUACUAACAUUUUCCCUCACCCCCACACAAUCUUAUUUGAUGUGAAGAUCUCCUUUCAAGGAGUUUUCUGACUUUAAAAACAGGCUGUGACAGAAGUAUAAGUGUUCAAAAGCAUAUGUCUUUGUAAUUUUUAUAAUAUUCACUAUUAUUUCAGUUUGUGAAAUUACAUUUAUUUUACUGAAUUCACAUUGUCUACUUGUCUAAAUACAGUAAAUAUGCAAGUGGGACAAUUGUAGUGUUGACCAUCACUGAGUGUGACAUACAUAAAUGUUGGGGCAGUGGAGUAAUAGGAUGUUAAUUACAACUUGUAUUCUGAUAACACUAUUAGAAUGUAACUGUUGGGGGGAGGUUGAUCAUGAGAACAAAUGCUGGUGUGUUUAGGGGGCUGGGAGAGUUUAAAAUGUCUUUUGAUAUGGGAAAAAUGGGUGAUGAAACAAACUGUUUCUUAAUACACUGCAUCCAUCUAUGUGCUAGUACUUUAACUUUUGUAUUUACUUUUUAAUUGUAUGUUAUGAUGUGUGAGCAAUUGUUUUUAAUUUAGGAUAUUUUGCAUACAGCUGGUAUGCAUCAGAAUCAAUCAGAUCCAACUAUUGUACCCAGAGUUUGGUUCUGGUUUUUAUGUCUUUGAUCUUAUACAAGAGAAAAAUAAAUAAAUGAAUUUAAAGCUUUUGGCUGCA
Messenger RNA from Pelodiscus sinensis (Chinese soft-shelled turtle), 6008 nucleotides. RefSeq names its product WW domain containing transcription regulator 1 (gene WWTR1). Gene Ontology annotation, molecular function: protein binding; transcription coactivator activity. The record is from RefSeq and is a predicted model, not a curated record. NCBI's taxonomy places the organism in Eukaryota, Metazoa, Chordata, Testudines, Trionychidae. Gene Ontology annotation, biological process: hippo signaling; positive regulation of transcription by RNA polymerase II. Gene Ontology annotation, cellular component: nucleus; cytoplasm.